Molecule: messenger RNA, 972 nt
Organism: Bubalus bubalis (water buffalo)
Lineage: Eukaryota; Metazoa; Chordata; Mammalia; Artiodactyla; Bovidae
Product: olfactory receptor 4K15-like
Exons: 1
Coding region: 1-972 (323 amino acids)
Biological process (GO): G protein-coupled receptor signaling pathway
Cellular component (GO): membrane
Molecular function (GO): G protein-coupled receptor activity; olfactory receptor activity
Source: RefSeq, a predicted model, not a curated record
AUGAACCAAGAAAAUAAAUCUAGGGUGGCUGAGUUUGUGUUGCUGGGGCUCUCCAGUUCCUGGGAGCUCCAGUAUUUCUUCUUCAUGUUGUUUAAUUUCUUGUAUAUCAUCAUUGUGCUGGGCAACCUCCUCAUUGUACUCACAGUGAUCUCUGAACCUGCCCUGCAUACACCUAUGUACAUAAUGCUCAGUAAUCUUUCCAUUCUUGAUGUCUUUCUGGCCACUUAUGCAACCCCCAAGAUGAUUCAUGAUUUCCUUCAUGAACCCAAGACCAUCUCCUUCGAGGGCUGCAUGGCCCAGAUAUUCUUACUCCAUGUCUUUGCUGGUGGUGAGAUGGUGCUCCUUGUAGCUAUGGCAUAUGACAGAUAUGUAGCCAUAUGCAAACCUCUCCAUUAUGCAACCAUCAUGAACUUGUGCAAAUGUACAGGUCUGGUAGUAGGCUCUUGGGUGAUUGGGGUCAUGCACUCAUUGAGCCAAUUAGCUUUCACUGUAAACCUGCCCUUCUGUGGUCCAAAUGUUGUGAACAGUUAUUACUGUGACCUUACUUUGGUCAUCAAACUUGCUUGUACGGAUACGUAUGUCCCUGAAGUGUUGAUGCUUUUGGAUAGUGGUCUCAUGGGGGUGGCUUCAUUCUUGCUCUUGCUAGUCUCCUACACAGUCAUCCUGGUCACUGUGCAACGUUGUUCCUCAACGGACAUGACCAAGGCCCGCAGCACUCUGACUGCCCACAUCAUUGUGGUUACCCUCUUUUUUGGGCCCUGUAUCUUCAUCUAUGCCUGGCCUUUCAGCAACUUCCCAGUGGAUAAAGUCCUUUCUGUGUUCUCUACAGUUUUCACACCUAUAUUGAACCCUAUUAUCUACACAUUGAGAAACAAAGAGGUGAAAUUGGCAAUGCAUAAACUGAAGACCCGCUAUGUAUGUUCUAGGCUGCCUUCUCAACUCUCUCUCCUAAGACUAGAUAUGUUGAGUUGA